UUACGCACGGCCGUGUCGAGCUAGAGUAGUUUAAUUUCUCUUCCAAGAAGCAGGUAUCCUUGUGGGAGAAUCAUAACGAAAUAAAAAUAAUUAUACUCUAGAUAUAUAUUAAAAUUAUUACUUGUCUGUUAUAGUCAUGAAACUUUACUUAGCUUUAUGCCUAGUAAUAUUUACUAUAGCUUUAGACCAGAGCGAAGGACUAAAAGAAGGAGAAUGUGAAGUGUGCGUAAAGUUUUUGACCAAAUUUGAAAAGACGUUAGAUGAAAGUGAUAGAAAAGAUCAAAAUGUUUUGACAGAGAAAUUGAAGAAAGCCUGUCGCAAAGCAAAGAACAAAGAAAAUAGAUUUUGUUAUUAUGUUGGAGGUACUGAUGACUCAGCAACGUACGUUUUAAAAGAUAUCACAAAACCACUCGCCUACUUUAAAGGUGUUCCUAAAAUCUGCGAAGAUUUAAAACGAAAAGACAAGCAAAUAUGUGACUUACAAUACGACAAAGAACUUGACUGGAAAAAUAUCAACCUAAAGAAGAUGCGAGUAAAAGAAUUAAAAAAGAUCUUGAACGACUGGGACGAGAAAUGUAGCGGCUGUGUGGAAAAAUCUGAUUAUGUGAAAAAAAUCGAAGAAGUUAAAAACCAGCACGUAGAAUUAUAAGUAGAGAAUAGUAAAGAUUUUUUAUAGCAAAUUCUUUACCACAUGGAAUAGACUUCGUUGCAUUGAGUUAUACUACAAAUUCUUUUUUGGUGAAAUGGUUUUAUGUUAAAAGGCCUUAUUGUUUUUAAGUAAGCUAGCUCGUUGUAUCACAAGUUUCGUUCAAAUUUAUAAUAUGGAAAUUUAAGCUGUUUUGUAAUAUUUAUUUGUUUUGAAGAUAUACAUUACAACACCAUUUUGUGCAACGUUGUAAAAAAGUUUUUUUUAUUUAACAAAAAGUUUGAUUGGAUGACACAGAGUAGCGCAAUGUGAAACUGGAAA
This is a messenger RNA of Hydractinia symbiolongicarpus, 967 nucleotides long. Its product is annotated as mesencephalic astrocyte-derived neurotrophic factor homolog. NCBI's taxonomy places the organism in Eukaryota, Metazoa, Cnidaria, Hydrozoa, Anthoathecata, Hydractiniidae. The record is from RefSeq and is a predicted model, not a curated record. The coding region runs from base 137 to 649 and encodes 170 amino acids. The transcript is spliced from 3 exons.